Labrus bergylta (ballan wrasse) is the source of this 5391-nucleotide messenger RNA. NCBI's taxonomy places the organism in Eukaryota, Metazoa, Chordata, Actinopteri, Labriformes, Labridae. The record is from RefSeq and is a predicted model, not a curated record.
CCGGGUCAACGCCGCUUCGAACUGCAGAAACACAACAGUAACCUCUCUUUCGUGUUAACGCUGAAUAUCAGCUGAUGUGUUUCAGGUUUGAAUGAUUUUAAACACCAGAGAGACAGAGGACACGAACUGAAGACCAGACCAUGUCCGGUUUACCUCCCGGAGACCCUCAGCUGGUCUCUAUGAUCGUGAAUCAUUUAAAAACUCAGGGACUCUUCGACCAGUUCCGGAGGGAGUGCCUGGCUGACGUCGAUACAAAGCCUGCUUACCUGAACCUGAAACAGAGAGUGGAUAACUUUGUCUCCAAUCACCUCUCUAACCACACAUGGAGCCCUCAUUUGAACAAGAACCAGCUGAGAAACAACAUCCGCCAGCUGGUGCUCCAGUCUGGGAUGCUGGAGCAGGGCGUGGACAGGAUCGUGGCCCAGGUGGUGGAUCCUAAAAUCAACCAUAUCUUCAGGCCGCAGGUGGAGAGGGUGGUCCGGGAGUUUCUGUCACCUGGCAGCUGCUCUGAGGAGCCGCCUCCCCCGCUGCCUUUGCCAGAGACCAAACCAGACAGCAGCCUUCUGGAGCCAGCCACGUCGUCUGCUCCGCCCCCCAGCGACGCCAUGUCCAUCCUGGAAACCAUCUCCUCCCUGAACCAGGAGGCCAGCGUCAGGGCCAGCUCAGACAAAGGACGCAGAGCUCCAGACGAGCAGCUGCUGGAGGAGGGAGAGCAGGACAUGGAAAUGGUUGAGGAAGGAGACAGAAAGACGCCGGAACAGUCAGGGGAGUCUGAGGUCCAAGUGUUUGAGGUGAAGACAGAGGACGCUCAGGAACAUGUGGAUCUGGAUAAAGAAGGGUUAAUAGUGGAGGUGAAAGUAGAAGAAGAGGAGUCGGGAGUGAAGGAGCUGACAGACGAGGAGAAAGAUAAAACUGCAAGCAGAGCGAGUGGCAAACCAGCCGAGGACAAGCAGGAUGAAGAUCCGCUUAAAUCUACGAGUCAGGCCAAGCAGAAAGCCAGAGAAAGGAUAAAAGAAGAAUACUUUCUGGAGGAUUCCGACCUCGACGGUCUGAGUGACAUCACAGUGAGCUCGGUCCACACCAGCGACCUGUCGUCCUUCGAGGAGGAGAGCGAGGAUGAGGAGCUGCAGUCGGAUUCCUCAGAGGAGGGCGAGCUUCCAUCAGACGAUCAAGGUGAAGAGAACAAACACAGGGACGCAGGAGACGAGCGCAAACCUCGCCGCAAAGCCUACGUCCACAAGCCGUUCCUGUACUCCCGUUACUAUAGCGACUCGGAUGAUGAGAUCACCGUGGAGGAGCGGCGCAGAUCUGCGGCGAAGGACAAAGAGGAACGUCUGCUCAAAAGACAACAGAACCGAGAGCGCAUGGAAGAUAAGAGGAAGCAGAAAGCUCUGCAGGCUGAGGAACAAGAUCACAAGAAACAAAAGAGCGGGGACUGUGGGGGGCUCGAGGGUCCCCGAGCCAAAGAGGCUCGCAAAGAGAGGAAGGUGCUGGAGAAGAAGAUGGCGCUCAGCAGGAAGAGGAAGCUGGACUCAAGGAAAGAGGGCGAUGUGUCCAAUAAGAAGAGAGGAGACUGUGAAGGAUCAAAGAGAGGGGGGGAAUUGAAAUCUGCAGCAGCAAAGACGACGCAACCAAAACUAUCCAGAAAUCUGUCCGAGUCGGCGUCAUCUGACGAGAGGCGCAGACGAAUGAGCGGCAGCGUCUCCGAAGACUCCAGCGACGCCAAGAAGCUGUCGGAGAAAGGUCGCACGCACUCGUUCAUCCUGGAGUUGGAGCAGGGCGCCCAGGAGGCGCUCCGACAGCGCUCUGUGGGCAAGUUUGAUCGACUCUACCGCAAAGAGAGAGAGCGCAGCUCGACCGACGAGCGCGCCAAACUCAAGAAGAAACCCGAGGUGGACGACGCUCCGCAGGGGGGCGGGGCUUCUGUCAAAGUGUCCUCUGACGAGAAGGGGGACAAAAAGGCCAAGGUUAAAAUGGAGAAGAAGGCGGCGUCGACUCCGAGAGAAGGAAAGUCGUCUGAGGCAGAUGAGAGUCCAAAAGACGCUCCUGUGAAGAAGCUGAAAGCUGCGUCUGUGGAGGCCGGCAGAGCAGAGAAAGAGAAACUCAGAGAGAGAGAGAAGAAAGAGAAGAAAGAGAACAGCUCAGCUAGAGGAGACCUGAAGCUCCGCCCAGACUCCACUGGCUCCUCUGAGGAGCGCUCGGACCUGGAGCUGGGAUCCGACAGCAGCAAGAAGAAAGACAAACACUCCAAAGAAGUUGUGAAGAGGUCCAAGAGCCAGAGCGAGGAGCGAGCCGGGGAAAAAGCCAAACCUAAAGAUCAAGACAUCGUGAAGUCAAACAAGCUCAAGACGACAGAGAGAGGGAAAAACUUUGAGAAAUCUAAAUCCAAAUCCAAAGAGGAAGCUAAGACGGUGUCAUCAUCAAAGGGGGACAAUAAAGCUUCAGAAGUAAGAAGUGUGGGGGGGGCGGCGGUGAGCAAACCAGAGAAGAAGAAAGAACAGAAAGUCCCUGAGGAACUCCUCCAGGAGAAAGUCACUGAGGAACCCUUCCAGAAGAAAGUCCCUGAGGAACCCCUCCAGGAGAAAGUCACUGAGGAACCCUUCCAGAAGAAAGUCCCUGAGGAACCCCUCCAGGAGAAAGUCCCUGAGGAACCCCUCCAGAAGAAAGUCCCUGAGGAACUCCUCCAGGAGAAAGUCCCUGAGGAACCCCUCCAGAAGAAAGUCCCUGAGGAACUCCUCCAGGAGAAAGUCCCUGAGGAACCCCUCCAGAAGAAAGUCCCUGAGGAACCCCUCCAGGAGAAAGUCCCUGAGGAACCCCUCCAGGAGAAAGUCCCUGAGGAACCCCUCCAGGAGAAAGUCCCUGAGGAACCCCUCCAGAAGAAAGUCCCUGAGGAACCCCUCCAGGAGAAAGUCCCUGAGGAACCCCUCCAGGAGAAAGUCCCUGAGGAACCCCUCCAGAAGAAAGUCCCUGAGGAACCCCUCCAGAAGAAAGUCCCUGAGGAACCCCUCCAGGAGAAACCAGAAGUGAAGAGCACAAAGAAGAGAGAGAAGAAAGAAAGAUGUGAGAGGCCCUCAAAGUCUGUUUCCUGUCAGAGCCUCGAUGCAGAGGAGGCGCUGAAGACAGACUCCGCCCCCGUCACCACCUCCUUCUCUGACGACACCUGCGAUGCGUUAAGCGACAUCACCCCAGAGCCACCAGAGAGCGACACUGAGUCCCGACUCAGCGAGAUGCCGGCGGAGGCUGACGCCCUGCUCGCUCUCAUGGACGUUUGCACCUCAGCAGAGGCGAGACUUCCACAUGAGCGAGGCGAAGAGGAGGCGCCGCCCGAGCUGGAGGACGCCGACAUGAAGAUGAAAGAAGCAGCUCUGACGCUGCUCUCCAUGGAUCCUGACAGCACAGUGACCUCCACCUUGGGCCGGGAUGGAAGAGAAGAAGAAGAGGCUCCUCCUCCUCCUCAGGUGGAAGCAGCUGAUUCUUUAAAGGAGACGUCAUCAGUCACAUGUCAGGAAACAGAGCUGCAACAAGAAGCUGCAGAUUUAUCUGAAACGACAGAGAAAGAAAUGGACGUUGGCGAGUUCGAUUCCCAGUCUGUCGCUCUGCAGGAAGUUGACACCACCUCAGAUGAAGCUCAGACCCAAUCAAAGGAGGAUGAGACUCCUCCUGAAUCACAACCAGACGAAGCUGCGUCAGACGAGGUGGGAGGGGCCACAGCGUUAGUUGUGUCUGAUUCCAGUAAACAAGAGAAAAGUGCACCGGACCUGACGGACACAAAGACGAGACCCGAGACGGAGGAAGUUAACGCUGAAGACGACGCGGCGGACACAGAACAAAGUGAAGCUGAGACGAAGACGGAGGAGGAAGAAACCGCUCUGAGUGAAAAUCAAACUAUGGAGUCGCUGAUCCUAGAGGAGGAGAAGCUGAGAGAGAGAGGAGCGGAGGAGGAGAAGCUGAGAGAGAGAGGAGCGGAGGAGGAGAAGCUGAGAGAGAGAGGAGCGGAGGAGGAGAAGCUGAGAGAGAGAGGAGCGGAGGAGGAGAAGCUGAGAGAGAGAGGAGCGGAGGCUUCACAGAGUCAGACGAAGCUGCUCAAACAAAUCAGUGGCGAGAAAGACGAGAGGGGAAGUAAAGAGACGGCGCCUGCAGAGGAACCUGAUGAGGGGAACGCUGUGGAAGUGAGAACGCCACGCAGGGGGCGAUCAUCCAAAACCACAGAGGAGGUGGAGAAGGAGGAGCCUCGGAGCCGUGGGGGAAGACGUUCAGGAGCGGCGGCGGCGAGUAAGAUUCCGGACGAUCAGAAGACGGAGAAUAAAGACGAGGAUGAAGAUGGUUCACCCAAUCGAGCGGCGCCGACCGAAGCGCGAGCGGAGGACGAGAGCGGAUCAGAGACGAGCGGGCGCCGUCAGGUGAACGUGUCGUCUGCUGCUCCUGAAGGAAGUGAAGCUGCGGACGCCACAGAGACCGGCGGACCGACGCUGAAGAGGAAGCGCUCGGAGGAAGUGGAGGAAGAAGAAGAAGAAGAAGAAGAAGAAGACACACAGCCGGAGCAAAGUGAACAACAACCUCAAGAAGAUAGAGUUUGCUCGCCGUCUGUUGUCCAGGCUGAAGGUCAGAAGGAGGUCGAGGAGACGAGCAGCGAGAAGCCCCCAGACGAGCAGCAGGAGGAGACGACUCCAAAGAGAUCAGGUCGGAGGGGACGACCGGCGAAGGGAGCAUCAGCUGCAGAGGACUCAGAUAAAAAAGACAAAAAGGCCGAAGACAGCGAGCAGAACGAAGACGAGGACGAGGACGACGGCGAGCGGGACGAGGAGGGAAAAGGAAAGGCGACCAGAGCGACCACACGGGCGGCGUCUCGUCUGGAGGCUGAAAGAAACAAGCCGAGCAAACCGUCGACCCGGGCGAGUCGUCUGACGGGUAAAGACGAGACCGCAGCGGGCACGCGCGGGACGAGGGGCCAGGCUGCAGCGGUCAAGGGGGGCCGCAAAAGGGAGGCCAGCCCCCCUGCUGUGCGGACGCGGGGGGGGAAAUCAGACGAGCCCCCCCCCAAGAGAGCCAAACGCUAAAACAACGAGAAGACGGCGUCCGACUGCAGACGACAUCAUCAUUCCUCUGAGCCAAUCAGAGGCCUGAAGCUCUGAGAUGACGUCGGGAACGCCUUCCCCUCGGCAGACGCCGCCGUCACACACCCGAGGAGGUCGUGGUGAAUCGUUGUUUUCAUUCUGUGAAUGAAAGGAGUCGUUGCUUUUACUCUUUAAAACGUGUUUUUUGAUGUGAGAGCGGCGGCGAGGUGCGCCGUACCUGCUGCACGCUAACGACUGUUUGUACCUACAGCGAGGUGAUGUCGUCGUUUUUUUACUGUUUUAGAAUAAACUCUUCGAAAUCUUUCUUACAAACAAA